This is a messenger RNA of Brassica oleracea var. oleracea, 1163 nucleotides long. RefSeq names its product GTPase LSG1-1. Gene Ontology annotation, cellular component: cytosol. NCBI's taxonomy places the organism in Eukaryota, Viridiplantae, Streptophyta, Magnoliopsida, Brassicales, Brassicaceae. The transcript is spliced from 3 exons. The record is from RefSeq and is a predicted model, not a curated record. Gene Ontology annotation, molecular function: GTPase activity. Bases 131 to 367 code for a protein of 78 amino acids.
UGUUGAUGUACUCGAGCGAAUCUCUUUCCCUUGUAUAUUACUGAGAAGCUCGAAAGGAGAAAAAAGUUGAUGUGUGAAUAGGUUUCGUCAUGUGCACUUUUCUAUGUGACUCAUUGCCAUUUGCUUAUAAAUGCUUACUUGUUCUCAUGUGACUGUGUUUAGGCUAGAGGAAAACGAAAAGCUUGUGUUGACUCCAUUCGAAAAGAACCUCGACAUCUGUAGACAGCUUUGGCGAGUGCUUGAACGUAGUGACUUGAUUGUUAUGGUAGUUGAUGCUAGAGAUACACUCUUCUACCGUUGUCCUGAUCUUGAGGCAUAUGCUCGAGAGAUCGAUGAGCAUAAGAAACUCAUGCUUCUAGUUAAUUAACAAGGCGGAUCUUUUUACCUCCUUACGUCAGGUAAGCAACCCUCUUCUGAUCAAGUGGUUUGACUUCUAUAGGGACUAGGGAGAAAUGGGCAGAAUAUUUUCGCCUCAACAACAUCCUCUUCGUCUUCUGGUCAGCCAUGGCCGCUACAGCUCUCCUGGAAGGGAAAGUCUUGAAAGAGCAAUGGAGACAACCCGGUAACUUUCAAAAGACAGAAGAUCCAGAAGUUGUGAUAUGCGGCAGAGACAGAGCUCUUGGGACGGUUACAGUGUGAGGCUCAAGAGAUCGUCAGAGCAAGAAACUCUAGAGCAGUGAGUGAGAGUGCUCUUGGGUCCCUAUUUACAUAUACAAAUUUUCAAAAAAUUUGGGGCCCUGAGUCAUAUUUCAUUAGGCUUGGUCCAGGACCGGCUCUGCGCUUGGGACGAUGAGUGAGGAGAAGGUGGGAGGAUACUAGGUGCUGAGAUAGGUUCGGAUGAUGAUGAGGAGGAAAGCGAGGAGGUUCCUGGUAUUGAUGAUGUGCUGGAUGAUUUGAGCUCGUUUGAUGUGGCGAACGGGCUUGCGUCUUCUAAGAAAGUGGCGGUGAAGAAGGAGACGGCGUCGCAUAAGCAGCAUAAGAAGCCGCAGAGGAAGAAGGACAGGGACUGGAGGGUUAAGAACGCAGAGGGUGGUGAUGGGAUGCCUCUUGUUAGAGUUUUUCAGAAACCUGCUAACACAGGCCUCUCACUAUGUGGUGAAUAGUGACAAGUGACCAAAGUGUAGUCAUCGUAGCAAAGAUAUUAAGUUUAUGUGAUAGAGAUG